Messenger RNA from Erigeron canadensis, 1705 nucleotides. Its product is annotated as protein DETOXIFICATION 29-like. Gene Ontology annotation, biological process: xenobiotic detoxification by transmembrane export across the plasma membrane. Gene Ontology annotation, molecular function: antiporter activity; xenobiotic transmembrane transporter activity. The transcript has 8 exons. The record is from RefSeq and is a predicted model, not a curated record. The coding region runs from base 63 to 1556 and encodes 497 amino acids. Lineage: Eukaryota; Viridiplantae; Streptophyta; Magnoliopsida; Asterales; Asteraceae. Gene Ontology annotation, cellular component: vacuolar membrane.
UUUAAAUUUUAAUUGUACAUACUCUGCAUUCCUGUCACACACUCUUGUGGAAUAAUAAUUCAAUGGAUACUAAUCAGGAAACUCCACUUCUUACAUCCAAAAAUGUAACAACAAAUGCUCACUUCACUGGAGAUGCAGAUGAUAUCAAUCCGAUUAAAGGUAUAAAUGAUUUCUUCGUACAAUUUGGUGUGGAGUCAAAAAAGCUUUGGUACCUUGCUGGUCCUGCUAUCUUCACCUCUGUUUGUCAAUACUCACUUGGCGCCAUCACUCAAACGUUCGCGGGUCAUGUUGGAACUCUUGAUCUUGCAGCUGUCUCGGUGGAGAACUCGGUUAUUGCAGGAUUCUCUUUAGGCAUCCUGCUUGGAAUGGGAAGUGCAUUGGAGACAUUAUGUGGGCAAGCAUAUGGAGCAGGUCAAAUUGACAUGUUGGGAAUAUAUAUGCAAAGAUCAUGGGUAAUACUAUUUGUCACAGCUCUAAUUAUGUUACCUCUUUACCUUUUCGCGACUCCAUUACUUCUCUUAAUUGGCCAAACCGAAGACAUAUCACACGCAGCAGGAAAAAUGGCUCUAUGGAUGAUUCCACAACUAUUUGCAUAUGCUGCAAACUAUCCGAUUGCCAAAUUUCUACAAGCACAAAGUAAGAUAAUGGUGAUGGCUUAUAUUUCUAUGGUGGCGUUAGUCCUGCAUACGUAUUUUAGUUGGUUGUUUAUGCUUAAAUUCGAAUGGGGGUUAGCCGGUGGAGCUUUGGUGCUUGACCUCUCUUGGUGGUUCAUGGUUAUCGCGCAAAUGAUCUAUAUAUAUAGCGGAACUUGUGGCCGAGCUUGGUCAGGAUUUAGCUUGGCCGCGUUUAGUAAUCUUUGGGGGUUCGUUAAACUUUCAUUUGCAUCGGCUAUCAUGUUAUGUUUGGAAGUAUGGUACUUUAUGGCGUUGGUCCUAUUUGCUGGAUAUUUAAAGAAUGCAGAAAUUGCCGUCGAUGCACUCUCAAUAUGCACAAACAUUCUUGGAUGGGCAAUUAUGGCAUCAAUUGGAUUCAAUGCAGCUGUAAGUGUUCGGGUAUCAAAUGAAUUAGGAGCAGCCCAUCCAAGAACUGCCAAGUUUUCUGUAGUAGUGGUUGUGAUUUCAGCGUUUCUUGUUGGCGUUCUGUUUGCCAUCCUCCUAGGCAUUUUCCGGCAUCAGUAUCCAGCUUUAUUUGCUGAUAGUUUAGAAGUUCAGAAAGCCGUUUAUUCUCUUACGCCGUUAUUAGCAGCUUGUCUCAUCAUUAACAAUGUUCAACCCGCACUCUCUGGGGUGGCAAUUGGGGCAGGAUGGCAAGCUGUAAUUGCUUAUAUCAAUAUCGCAUGCUAUUACAUUUUUGGUAUUCCUUUGGGACUAUGUCUUGGAUUUGCGGCCAACUGGGGUGUAAAAGGCAUAUGGAUAGGGAUGUUGACUGGAACCGUGGUACAAACCACCAUCUUGAUUUGGAUUUGCUACAGAACCAACUGGGAUAAAGAGGCGUCUAUGGCUGAAAUAAGAAUUAGAAAAUGGUCAGGUCAAAAAGAGGUGGCUGGAGAGCAAUAAGAUGGCUCAAUGAAGCUAACCCACAUAUGUAUUUUUGAUGUUAAUGGUUGAUUUGUUUUUGGUUGGACCUAUUAUUCUAUUUGCGCUUGAAAAUAUCAAUUUGGAAUACUCUGCGACCCUUAAUUGAUUUGAUGUUCAAAGUUUGUCAA